Messenger RNA from Dermacentor andersoni, 3196 nucleotides. NCBI's taxonomy places the organism in Eukaryota, Metazoa, Arthropoda, Arachnida, Ixodida, Ixodidae. The record is from RefSeq and is a predicted model, not a curated record.
UUACAGUUCUUAUGAAUUUCCUAAAAUCAUACCGACUAGCAUUCGUAGCAUGCCGUGGAUCUCAGAGGCUGGGUUUAACGUCACCUCCUCCCACAUACCUGGCUCAUUUUUGUUCAUACGUAAGCGGAUGGCGGUUUCUUGCAGACGCCUCCGUCCCUCCGUGUAGUGUGGUUGUGUGGUUUAUCACCGCGUUUGUCGUGCAAGUUCUCGAAGGUUUGUGCUAACGUAUCCGCUCGACUUUGUGCUAAAGCUACCGCCGUCCCAAUGUCCAACGCACUACGCGUCGUCAACUUGCUCCAACAAGUGUCGCGGGCAUCAUGCCGGUGUCCAGCUCACGCUGCAGUUUCAUCCGUUCAAGGUGUUAGAGACAGCCACCAUGACCACCAAGUGGACCUCCCUAAGACUGACUAUGCAUUCGAGAUGGCCUGCUCAAACAUCCGCUAUGGACCCGGGGUGACCCGCGAAGUUGGAAUGGACAUGAACAAUUUGGGCGCGAAAAACGUCUGCGUCAUGACAGAUCCGAACCUGGUGAACUUGCCACCUGUUAAGGACACACUGGACUCUCUGCACCGGCACAAUGUCAACUACAGCUUGUUCAGCGAAGUCUGCAUUGAGCCCACUGACGAGAGCUUCCAAAAGGCCAUAGGGUUUGCCCGUGCAUCGGAGUACGACGCCUUCCUGGCCGUGGGUGGUGGCUCUACCAUCGACACGUGCAAAGCCGCCAACCUCUACUCGUGCAACCUUGACAAGGACUUCCUGGACUUCGUCAACGCCCCUAUUGGCCGUGGUGUUCCCAUACCUUCGAACCUGAAGCCCCUGGUGGCAGUGCCCACCACGGCUGGCACGGGCAGUGAGACAACAGGCGUGGCCAUCUUUGACUACCUGCCACUGCGUGCCAAGACUGGCAUCGCGCACCGUGCCCUCAAGCCAACACUUGGCAUUGUUGACCCUCUGCACGCUCUCCACAUGCCAGAGAGAGUGACCGCCUACAGUGGAUUCGACGUGCUCUGCCACGCACUUGAGUCGUACACAGCCAUUCCUUUUAACAAGCGCACGCCCUGCCCGCCCAAUCCCAUCCAGAGACCUGCCUACCAAGGCAGCAACCCCAUCAGCGACGUUUGGUCCCUCUAUGCACUACGCAUCAUCAACAAGUACUUUAAAAGAGCUGUGUUUGACAAGGGGGAUGUCGAGGCCCGUUCCCACAUGCACCUGGCCAGCGUCUACGCGGGCAUUGGCUUUGGCAAUGCCGGGGUCCAUCUCUGCCACGGGAUGUCUUACCCCAUCGCUGGCCAAGUGAAGAACUACAAGGCGGCUGAUUACGUCACGGAUCACCCCAUCAUUCCCCACGGCCUCUCUGUGGUGAUGACGUCACCAGCCGUGUUCGAGUUCACCGCCAUCAUGUGUCCCGAGCGCCACAUUGAGGCAGUGAAGGCCCUUGGGGGUGAUGUGACCAAUCUGAAGGAAGCGGACGCCGGCCGGGCCUUGGCCGACGUGCUACGCAAGUACAUGCAGGACAUGAAGGUGGACAACGGACUCGCUGCCCUGGGCUACAGCAGCGACGACAUCCCCGCCCUCGUGAGAGGCACCCUGCCUCAGGAACGAGUGACCCGCCUGUCGCCACGCACCCACACCGAAGAUGAUCUUACGCAGCUGUUCGAGGACUCCAUGACUGUGUAUUGAAUGCCGACACGGUUCGGGGAGCGAGGAUUGGCCUAGAGGAUCGACCAAGACUCUUGUAAUGGAGCUGCCAUAUUUCAGCAAUACUGAGCUCACUAGGUGGGACCGAACACCCAUCAACUUCAUCACCUCUUCGGCACCGGCACUCAUUAGCAGCGCAUACUGGCAGAGCACACUGGCUACCCGAGCCACCCAAGCAAAGCCUAAGCUUCUACACGUGUACAAGGCUGCCAUUGAAGACCCUUUCAUCAGAAACAAAGGAACAGACAGGUUGCGCUCGUUAUUCGGCACCUUCAGCUUCACCAGCGCAUGUAGCGCUGUUCCAAAUUAGACCCAUCUUUCAUUGCGGUCGGUGAGUUAUACAGUCGAACCUCGUUCAUACGUUUUUAAAAAAACGUGAGAGAACACAUACUAACCAGGAAAAUAUACGUUCUGAAGUGACUAAAAAUAUUUGACAGACUCACUUAUUCUUGACAUCUACGUAACGCAAAGCAUCGCGCGGAUCGUUGCGGCACGAGACGCCGACGCAUGUCGAGCUGGUACUGCCCUGGUGGCCUGAGGCGUGUUUUGUUGUUUUCCUAUUGCGUGGUGUUCUAAGAGGGCUACCGGAAACCGAAAUGAAAUAGAGCUGGUGGGCGGCGCCAGAUGCUGCCAAAGCAAAAUGUGAUGCCAACAUAGCACCACCUGUAGCAGGAAAGGGCGGCGUGUUUGGAUUGUCGCCUGCUGAAAGAGUGCAGUAUGCUGCCAAUGGCACUGUGCACCAUGCACUGUAAUACGGAUAGGUGAAGAUGCUUAUCGCAAUAGGUUUGGCGGCGAUAGCUGUGAAUGCGGCGUGCAACGAUCCGGGCAGAGAUUUGCUGGUACCAGAAUAAGCAACUGCGUGCACCGUCAUUUUCACGUGGGAUGGGUGGCUAUAUACUGUUCUCGAUCAUGCCUUUUCUUGUUCACAUGGAAUCUAGCGGCCGGAAAACGUAUAUGAUCGCAGUCUUCAGCAGGGAAUGGCGGCACGUUUCUAUUAGUAUUGCUUAUUAAAAGCAUGCACUGUGCUUCUCAUGGCACCACACACUGUGAAACAGAUAGGCGAAGAUGCUUAUCGCAGUAGGAUCGGCAGUGGUAGCUGUGAAUGCUGUGUGCGACGACCCCGGAGGUUUGCUGGUACCGAAAUGAGAAACUGAGUGCAUGUCAGCUUUCUCACGUGAGACAAGCGGGUGAGUAUUGCGGUGAAGCUGCCUCAGCAGCCAGCUAUACACUGUUCCCGGUCACGCAUUUUCUUGUUCACGUGGGAUCUAGCGGCCAGGAAACAUAUCAUACUAUCGCACUUGGGCGACAUACUGAACAUUGGUGGCAAGAAAUCAUGUUUUCCAGGAACGUAUUAACCGGUAAAAAAUGAGCGUAACUCUAUUGCGUCAUUUUUGGUGUUCUUGAUUCCAAACGUAGACGCCGCGAAAACGUACAUAACGGGAACGUAUCAAUGAGGUUCCACUGUACAUGGAACCGGACAACAUGCACAAAUGUUCGC